AAAGCUGAGUGUUUUGAAUGGGAAGCAGGAGCAGGCGCUGGAGUCACUUCAGCUCUGUCUGAAGCUGCAGGAUUCACGCAGUAGAGAGGAGCUCCGCAGGCUACUGCGCUUUAUGGCACUCGCCGCCAGCCCUCAGGAGAUCAAACUACACAAAGAGAUAGAGAACCGAAUGGCAGUGAAGAGGGCGUUCUCCAAUGCUAUUGUGUAUGGGACUAAACUAGCCAAGGGGAAGGUUGAUCUUCUGGUUCUUUUCAUGACGGACAAGCACCAUGACCUCUUCAAGAUUCCCGUCACAUUGCACAAACUUGUAAGUGAUAAACUGGCCAGUAUCAUCAAAGGAACAGAUCCCAAUCUCAUCACAGGAACAACGUACUGUCGCCGUCUGACUGGAAAAGAUUACCUGGAAACAGUUCAGAAAACUACCAGAGAGGAGCUGUGGACGUUACUGAAAACUAUUCAUGAGAACUCGAAGCUCUCUCUGAAAGAGAAGCGCCGUCUGCUCGGACAGUUCUACAAAGGACAUCCUGAAAUAUUUGUACAAUAUUUUGGCAACAGAAUAUCCGAUGCUUAUAUUUAAAGGAUCUUCAUUUAAUAUUAUACUGUAUAAUACUGUAUGUAAAAAGUAUCUUGUAUGUUGUAAAUAUGUACAUAUUAUAGAAAAACUGAAUACUACUCUUAUGUCUGUAUUGAUAAGGGAAUGGGAUUUGUUGGACAAUAAACACAUUUU
Messenger RNA from Sinocyclocheilus grahami, 727 nucleotides. RefSeq names its product DEP domain-containing protein 7-like. Lineage: Eukaryota; Metazoa; Chordata; Actinopteri; Cypriniformes; Cyprinidae. Bases 113 to 577 code for a protein of 154 amino acids. The record is from RefSeq and is a predicted model, not a curated record. The transcript has 5 exons.